CUAAAACAAGGUUUUGAUUUGCAGGGAUUGGCAUUGGUAACAAUCCAGGCUUAUUCAAAGGAUUUGCAGCCCGCAUACUGUGGCAAGCCCAGCUGCAUAGACGGUAGCAAGGCGGUGAUGUUCUACUUUUCACUGGGGUUGUUGGCAUUGGGGGCCGGUGGGGUCAAGGGAGCUCUUCCAGCACUUGGUGGUGACCAAUUUGAUCAUAAAGACCCCAAGGAAGCCAAAGCUCUAGCAAGGUAUUUCAACUGGCUAUUGCUCAGUACUACACUCGGAGCCUGUGUCGGAGUGACGGGGAUCGUGUAUCUGACCACUGAAAAGCACAAAUGGUAUUGGGGUUUCUUCAUAUCGACUGUGGCUACCUUCAUAGGUUUCACUGUUCUUGCACUCGGCAAGCCUUUCUACCGCCUACGAGAACCCAAGAUGGCCGAUAGCCCCAUCAUAAGGAUAACUCAGGUCAUAGUAGUAGCCAUAAACAACAGUAAGCUAGCUCUGCCGGAUAGUCCAGAUGAAUUGUAUGAGAUCAGGAAAACCGAAAAUGAUUUCAGGGAGGAAAUAAUCUCCCACACCAACCAAUUCAGAUUCCUAGAUAAAGCUGCAAUUGUUCCGAAAGAUUCGAAGACAACACCAUGGACGGUGUGCACAGUGACUCAAGUUGAAGAAGUUAAGAUACUAACCAGGAUGUUGCCCAUUUUAUUCAGUACAGUCAUAAUGAACACAUGUCUGGCGCAGCUGCAGACAUUCUCAGUUAUGCAAGGUAAUUUCAUGAAUCGCAAGAUUGGAAAUUUCAACGUUCCUGCUGCUUCGAUCCCGAUAAUCCCACUGGUUUUCAUGUCCAUUCUGGUCCCCAUCUAUGAGUUUUUCUUUGUCCCUUUUGCUCGAAAAAUCACGAAACAUCCGUCGGGCAUCACGCAACUCCAACGUGUCGGUGUGGGGCUUGUUCUGUCAGCAAUUUCAAUGGCUAUUGCCGGUAUUGUUGAGGUUAAAAGAAGGGAUCAAGCUCAUAGGGACAUAAUGAAGCCCAUAAGCCUCUUCUGGCUCUCCUUUCAAUAUGGAAUAUUUGGAAUUGCAGACAUGUUCACUCUUGUGGGACUGCUGGAAUUUUUCUACAGGGAAGCACCGAUAGGCAUGAGAUCACUCUCCACAUCAUUUACGUGGUUAACACUAUCUUUUGGCUACUUCUUAAGUACAGUGUUUGUCAAUGUCAUAAACGCCAUCACCAAAAGAACCAGUUCAAGCAAACAAGGUUGGAUUCAUGGAUUAGACUUAGACUCGAGUCACUUAAAUCUCUUUUACUGGUUUUUAGCUAUCCUUAGCUGCCUAAACUUUUUAAACUAUUUGUACUGGGCCUCAUGGUACAAAUACAAGACGGAAGAACCUGAUCAUAGUGAACCCAAACCUAUAGAUAUGACUACCGAACAGCUUCCCAUGGAGGAAGUACCUGAUCCUACUGAAGCCAAAGGUGAGGAUUUGAGUACCAGACCGCUUGUUGCGGAGGAAGAACCUGAGCAUACUGAAGCCAAAGCUAAGGAUUUGAGUACCGGACCGCUUCUCGUGAAGGAAGGAAGCACCGUGGAUGGAGGAGUAACCGAAGUACAUGAAGGUCCCUCUUCUGUUCAAACAGAGGAUUCUAAGCAACAACCUACAAGUUGAUGAGAGCCAUAAACAUGCGUAUGUGACGGCAAAUAAUAAUCAUUUUAUCAAUUCAAAAAAUCAGUAACCCAGAGCCAGAGGUUGGCCAAAACAAACAUUUUGAAUACAUUCUAUUGAGUUAUUUAUGUCUUAGAUAGACCGACAUUAUUUGCAUGGAUGAUGGACCUUGAUAAUGAAUUUACAUAUGCAAGCAA
This is a messenger RNA of Gossypium raimondii (Peruvian cotton), 1847 nucleotides long. Its product is annotated as protein NRT1/ PTR FAMILY 4.5. Lineage: Eukaryota; Viridiplantae; Streptophyta; Magnoliopsida; Malvales; Malvaceae. The record is from RefSeq and is a predicted model, not a curated record. The transcript has 3 exons. Gene Ontology annotation, biological process: transmembrane transport. The annotation marks the transcript as partial. Gene Ontology annotation, cellular component: membrane. Gene Ontology annotation, molecular function: transmembrane transporter activity.